Insectozyma verbasci is the source of this 4722-nucleotide messenger RNA. Lineage: Eukaryota; Fungi; Ascomycota; Pichiomycetes; Serinales; Debaryomycetaceae. The record is from the annotation of a GenBank genome assembly.
AUGUCAAUUGAAGAAGAAUCCAAGACCUUACUUGAUAAUACAUCACAAUUAUCAGCAAACAAUUCUCCUUACAAACACCAAUUAGACUCACAUCCACAACCUCAUUACAAUCUGUAUCCUAGAGAUGACUUUUUUAAAAAUGAAAACGAAUCUGUUGACUUAUUAUUGAAAGAAAUGAAUGUGAAUCCACUUGAGUACAAUAACGAAUUAGAAAAUGACAUAAACGAUGAUCCUACAUAUUCAAUAGCGACCAAUUCAGGAAACAAAAUUACUUUAUUGAAUGGUCAUGACAAAUCCAAUUCUGUUUCCUCUGUUUUUGAUUCAUCGCCUACCAAACCAUUAAAUUUCCCAAGAUCAAUUCCAAAGCCAUUAGUUGAUGCAAAUUCUAGCUCGGACACUUAUACCAGCGAUAAAGACUAUAAUAACUCAAGUAAUAAAGACAAAAUUGAUACGUUAUUUAAUGCAAACUUUGAUGUUGAUAAUUCAUUUGAUAUCCAAAAAACAAUUGAUAGCAACAAUCAGGAACAACAACACAUUGUAACAUCUAAUUUUGAUAUGGAUGAAGUUGAUGAAUUUUCAUUUCAAACUCCUAUGACUUCGACAACUGAUUUAUUGAACAAUAAAAAGGAAUCAUUACCACAAUCACAACAAAAUUAUAUAAAUACAUCACCAAGUAAAUCCAUAAUGAAGCAUAAAAUUAAUGUAAAAAAUACUCAAUCUGCUAAUACAUCUCCAAUCAAGAAGAAUGUUGUUUUCACUCAAUCAAAUCCGGAAAUUCAUCAUUAUUCUAAUAACAGUAACAAUAAUACAACAACCAAUAACGAUGAUUCUUCAUCAGACUCCUUGGAAGACAUUCAACAACAGACUAUUGCAGAAGCUGUAUCAAUUCAGCAUAGUUGGGACCUCCCCAAAUUAAGUUUUCAAAAAUCAGACGACGAAUUAACAUCAACUCCACCACCACCACCACCACCACAUACAUCAAAACCAAAAUAUUCUGACUUAGUGAGAACCUAUCAGAGUGAAACUAGAAAUAUAAAUGGAACAGACGAGGAAGAAGAUUUCGAAAAUGGUGAAAUUAGUCAAUUAAAACUAUUAAAGCACAACAACUUUAGCAAUUUAUCAUUAAAUGAGAAACUAGAUUUAUACUUGAAUAAACAAGUGAAUGAGCGAUCAACAGAAAUGGACAGUCAUUUACAAAAAUUGGAUGAGUCAUUUAAAGAAAAAGUUAAUGAUGAUAUACACAAUUUAUCUUUUCUGUUACAAAGUACAAAUAAUAAUGAUAAAAUUGAAAAUCCAUUCAAAUCAUUGAUAAAUGAUAGCGAACAUCAAGAACUAAGGUCGUCAGGUAGCUCAUCUUCAUCGUUACAAAGUUUGAGAGAUGAUAAUCGACAAUUAUCAAGUACCCCUGGAUCACCAACCAAACUAAACAGAGGUUUAGAGUUAAAAGAUGGAAUCAAGGGUUUGAGUGAUGAAAUUGUUGAACAGUUAUUACCAAGAGAUGAAUCAAAUGAAUAUAUCUCGUCAAUAAAAGAAAUAAAGGUUAAGAAAGAGGUGACUCAAGACGAUAACUUAGAUUCAUUUGAUAAAUCAUAUAACAAUACCGAACAAUCAAUAUUAAAUUUAUUGAAAAGUGCUUCAAGCUCUCAAGUUGCAUUAAACAAAUUGAUAAAAGAAGAAGAUAACCCUGCAAUUGAUAAUCUGGUUAGAGUUGCAGUUGCAAUUCCAAAUAUCAAACAAGAAUUAUCAGCAAAUCCAGUAAUAAAAUCAGAAUCUAAUGCUCAUGUAUCAGAAAUCACGGGCUUGACUCCACAAGAAGAGGUUGAUCAACUAUUACCAAAAGAAUCUGUUGAAAACGAUGAUGAAUCUGAUAUUUCAAAACUGUCAACUAAGAUGUCAAUACGGUUCCAUGUAGAUAGUGAUUGGAAACUUGAGGAUAGUCAUGAUGGUGAUAAAGAAGAUAAUGAUAAUGAAUAUUCAAAAUUGGAUAAAUCAAUACUUUCUUCAGAAAUUUCUCAAGAAUCCAUCAAAACUUUAGCACCACCAAAAAUUGAUGCAGAAAUGGUUGAUGAUCAACAUAAUAAUUCAAUUGAUGCUCAAGAUAAUAUUUUAGCAAAUUCAUCUAGUAUAGUUGCAGCUGAUAUAACGUUACCUCCUGUUGAAUCCAACCACUAUUCAUCAUUGGAAGAUAUAACAAAAAAUCUAGAAACUUCAACAUAUUCAUCAUUUGAAGAAUCAUUAUCAGCUGAACAUGAUAAAGAGAAUCGAAAUCCUAAUGCUCCAAUUAAUUUCAUAACAAUCUGGCAUAAGCAAGAAAAGUUGAAAAAGAAACAAAUCCAUAAAGUUCCAACUAAGCAACUUAUAGCAGAUAUUAAAAAUGAUCAAUCAACUGAAAAAGUCAAAAUACCAAAUAGUUUAAAUCACAAUGUCAGGAAAUUUAAAGAAGUAAAUGUGAUGUCUAGAAGAAUUGUGAGUCCGGAUAAUAUUGAUGAUUUAAAUAUUUCUCAAUUCCUACCUGAAUUGUCUCAAGAUUCUGGAUUUGAAAAUUUACAAUUUGCAAAUUAUUCCAACUUACAACAACAAAAUAGGAAUAUUUCAGGACUAUCCACUCGUAAUGUAUUAUCAAAUAUUGAUAAUAAUCCUAAUAUACUUGAACCACCACCACAACCAAAGAAAUCCAACGAUUUACAUGUCAAAAGGUCAUCGAGUAAUCAAAUCAUUUUACCUCAAGUACCAGUACCACCAUCUGAACCAAAAAGAUCUAAAUUUAGAGUUCCAACAUUUGAAAUUAAAAGAUCAAAUUCCUUAUUAUCUCCUAGAAAUAUGUACAAUGAUAUAUUUGAAGAUAUUGUUCCACCUACAAUUAAAUCUAAAGGUAUGAAAACUUUACCUAGUAUGGACAAAGAUGAUGUCAAACGUAUAUUAAAUGCUAAAAAAAGUAUAACACAAGAGGAAUAUAAAAAUGUGAAGUUGAAUAAUCAAAUUCCAAAGAAAAAUUCUGUUGUGAAUGAACCAGAAAACCAAUACGAUGAAUUACAACAAGUGGCAUCUUUACAUGAUGCAGCUACUUUUGAAUCAAGUCCAUUACCGAAAAAUAGAAUUAACUCUGAUUAUAAUGAUUUCAUGUACUUGGCUGAUGAAUUGAAGAAAUCACCAAAAGAUCUAAUGUCCACUAACCAUAUUUUUAAUGAUAUAAACUUUCAAGAAAUUAAUAAAAAAUCAGGAGUGCAAAAUAAAACUUUACCUGAGCCAGAUUUUAAAUUGGAUUUGGAUGUUUCACCAACAAGAGCUCAUGUUCAAGAAAAUUUGACAUCCAUUGAACCCUCUACACCAAUAAAAACACCACCAAUUAAAAAACCCAAUAAAAGUCCAAUUAAAAUUGGGUCACCAGUUAGAUUAAUUAAAAAAAAUGGCUCAGUUACCGGAGUUGAAUUUGAUUCACCAGACAGACAUAAAUCUCAACCAUCAUUUGAAGGUAAUGAAAUUUUAAACAAUAAAGUAAGAGAAUCUGACACAAUAAAUCAUGAUAAACAAAAUGUUCCAAGUACAGUGUCGGUACCUUCUGAAUUUUCAGAUUCCAAUCAUCAUCAAAGAUCUAAAUCAGAUCCAGUUUUGCUUGAGGAUAAUAAAUCAGCACAACAACAUCAACAACAACUAGUCAUGCAAGAUCGUGGUAGAUUGUUUUUCAGAGUUGUUGGUUUGAAAAAUAUUAAUUUACCAGAUAUCAAAGAUCAUAAAGGUAAUUUUUCGAUUACACUAGAUAAUGGAGUACAUUGUGUUAAAACCCCAGAUUAUGAUUUAAAUUCAAACAAUAUUGAAAUUAAUAACGAAUUUGAAUUAACUGUGAAUGAAACAUUGGAAUUUAUUCUUACUAUGAAGAUGAAAUAUGAAAAACCGAAAGGAACUUUGAUGGAAAUUAAAGAAAGAAAAUUGGUUAAAUCAAAGAAUAGAUUUAGUAGAUUAUUUGGAUCAAAAGAUUUGAUUACAACUACAAGAUUUGUACCGCAAGAUAUAAAAGAUUCUUGGUCAAAUAAAUUUGCAAUUGAUGGAUCAUUUGCUAGAUGUUAUAUUGAUUUAUCUCAAUUUGAACAUAAAAUAACGGGUAAACCAUUAACUUUUGAUUUAAAUUGUUUUAAUGAAUGGGAGACUAGCGUACAACUAGGUCAAAAUUUAAAACAGAAAAUCACUUUAAAACCAUAUAAAAUUGCACAAUUGGAAGUUAAAAUGUUGUAUAUACCUAGAUCAGAUCCAAUGGAAGUUUUACCAACAAGUAUUGGAUCAGCAGAUGAAUAUUUGACACAAUUAUUAAAUGAAAAAUCCUUUUAUUUUGAAGGUUAUUUGCAUCAAGAAGGAGGUGAUUGCCAAACUUGGAAACGUAGGUUUUUUAAAUUGUUUGGAAAUGCAUUAAUUGCUCAUAGUGAAUAUAAUCAUAAAACAAGAGCCAAAAUCAAUUUAUCAAAGAUUAUCGAUGUUAAAUAUAUUGAUAACGAAAAUCAACAGAAUAGAUCAGGAGCAGAUAAUAAAUACAGAAACUUUUCAGAUAUUUUAUUAGUUGAAAACUCAUUUAGAAUAAAGUUUUUAAAUGGUGAAAUUAUUGAAUUUGGAGCUCCAAAUAGAAAAGAAAUGAAGCAAUGGAUUGAAAUAAUAGAAUCGAUAGUUUAUAGAAAUAGAUUUAGAAGACAACCUUGGGUCAUUUUAAUGAUGAAAGAAAUGAAUUUAUAUUAA